AUGGAGUUGGGUGAUUACGUUGGUGUGGAGAGCUGUUUUGACCCAGUUAUGGAGUGGGGAAUGAGUCGCCGAGUUCGUGGCGAGGGGAAGAAGGAGAAGGGAGCGAUGAAAGCGAAGGAGUUUCCGCCGCCGAUACCUUGGCUAGCCAGGACGGGGAACUCGCGGGUUUCCAGAAUGCCGUGGGUUUUGAAGCGGUGUUAUACGGAGGACGGAAGGCUGAUCAUUACUGCAGAGAAAACCGAGCGGCACGAGUACUUUGAGGCGCACCGCUCCGACGGUCGCCUCCGCCUCCGCCUAGUACCGCUGGACGUCCUCUUCGUCGGAGAACCAGAUGAGAGCGCGGAGGAGGAGGAGGAGGAAGAAGAAAUGCACGGUGGCGAUCAUCAUCAAAUCGAUGGUGCAGUUUGUGACGGCAGCGAUGAUCCGAUCGCCGCUGUAUUGGAGGAUCCUCGAUCGGCUAUGGCGAUCGGCGGCUCGCUGAUAACUGACCCCUGCAGCGGCGGCGGCGGCGGCGGGAACAAGUGUUCAAAUUCAUUUAUUUUUGGCGUGGCGGUGACCGCUAUCCCUCCAAUCCAUACCUAA
Messenger RNA from Ipomoea nil (Japanese morning glory), 582 nucleotides. RefSeq lists its product as uncharacterized. The transcript has a single exon. The record is from RefSeq and is a predicted model, not a curated record. The coding region runs from base 1 to 582 and encodes 193 amino acids. Lineage: Eukaryota; Viridiplantae; Streptophyta; Magnoliopsida; Solanales; Convolvulaceae.